UGGCUUAUUAGUUUUUGAAUUUCGAGCGAAUUUCGUUUCAUAUUUCUGAAUCGAAACCCUAAAUCAAACAAUGGUGAAGGGAAUCGUUGGGGGCCAAAACCUUCCUGCAGAUGUGACUCAGCUGAUCGAUCAGUUGGAGCGCCAUUGCUUGGCUCCAGAUGGAUCUCUCGUCUCCAAAUCCACCUUUUACGAUCUCCAACUCGCGAGAGAUGAAAUGUCGAGAGAGAGAUUGCGGUACUUGGAAGCAAUGGCAAUUUAUUCCGAGGCAACUGCCAUGGUAGAAGAGUAUCAGCAGGCUGUUGCAGUGGCUAACCUUGGAGGUAUUCGUGAUGUCCAGGGUCUAUACCCGCAACUUGGCCUGAAGAACUCACCUCAGGUUUAUGAGGCACUUGAGCACCGGUUUGUCGUUGCAGAAGCAGCUCAAAAAUUGAGGCUUCCUCUGAUUUCCAAGGAUGGUGAGAUUCAUGAGGAAGAAAUUGAAAAAUGGAGUACACUGUCAAGAAGCUCCCUCGAUAGCACGAGUACUAACUUCACAAUUAACUCAAGCUCAAAUUCUACAAAUUACAUGAAUAUUUCUUCAACUAGUGCUGGUGGUAGUGCAAAUAAUGCAUUUUCUAGUAGUUCUACUGAUGCAGCUGAACUUGGAGUUGGUGGUGUUCCUAAUAAAUUCCUUGGAAUAACGCCUGCUUAUUUAUGGCAAACUCAGCUCCAACAAGCAGCAUUAUCCACGGACAUGGCCGAGUACCAGAUAUCACUAUUCCGUGAAAUUGAGGGCCGUUUGAAAGCUAAAUGUGAUAAGUUAGCAAAUGCCUUUGUCAUAGACGACAUUGACACUUCAACUGGACAUCAAAAUUCAAGUGCUCGGCUUCCGGAAAGGGUAAAGUUAAUUAUUGAGGAGAUCGAGAGGGAAGAGGCAGCUCUGAGGGAGGAUCUAUAUUCGGCAGACAGAAAAUUUGCUGAAUAUUACAAUGUCUUAGAGCAGAUACUCGGCGUGCUUAUCAAGCUUGUUAAAGAUUUGAAGUUGCAACAUCAACAUAAUUAUGAUGAACUUCAAAAAACUUGGCUGUGCAAAAGAUGUGAGACCAUGAAUGCAAAAUUGAGGGUUCUAGAACAUAUUCUUCUGCUUGAGACUUACACUCAGGAAUCAAUUCCCGCUCUCCAUAAAAUAAGGAAUUAUCUGGUUGAGGCUACAGAAGAAGCUUCGCUUGCAUACAAUAAAGCGGUUACACGGCUACGGGAAUACCAAGGUGUUGAUCCUCACUUUGAUACAAUUGCAAGGCAAUACCAUGAUAUAGUAAAGAAAUUGGAAAAUAUGCAAUGGACAAUUCGCCAAGUUGAAAUGGACCUGAAUCGUUUACCAGACCACCCUAGCACCUAAGUUACAUUGUUGUAUUUGUUUUUUUAUUCUGAGAUUGUGUUUUGUUGUAUUGUGUGUGUGUGUGUUGUGUUUUAGCAUCAUAGCAUGUGAUAUUCUGGUAAGAGAUGGUGUAUUACUUGCCUUGAAAUGUUGGUUUUUUUUACAUUACAUAUAUGCAUAUAUAGAUUGAAAUUAAAAACGA
Messenger RNA from Camellia sinensis, 1559 nucleotides. RefSeq names its product AUGMIN subunit 4. Gene Ontology annotation, molecular function: microtubule minus-end binding. Gene Ontology annotation, cellular component: HAUS complex. NCBI's taxonomy places the organism in Eukaryota, Viridiplantae, Streptophyta, Magnoliopsida, Ericales, Theaceae. The record is from RefSeq and is a predicted model, not a curated record. Gene Ontology annotation, biological process: spindle assembly.